AUGAAAAGAAAUUUCUUCUUGUCAUUGGCAAUGAUGAUGAUUGCCAUUCUUCUUUUUGCUGUUGGAUGUGUUUGGUCUCAAAGUGUUAUUAAGAACCCUCUUUCAGCUGGAAGUGAAAAUCCAGCCUAUUUUGAUGGUCAACCAGUGAAUGAUGAACCACCAAUUGAUUUUAAUCCAUGUUUAGGAGUCACUUGUGAAUGUGGAACGGUGCAAGUGGUGAAUGGAAAGUGUAUUUGUCCAACAUGUCCAUCCGAAUGUCCAUCUGGACCUAAAGAUUGUAACGCUGAAUGUGCCAACGCUGGACUUUUAUUGGAAUCCAUCGCAAAGGAUUCUCUUGGAUGUGACCAAUGUAAAUGCAAAUGUAAAACACAAGAUCAAGUGUGUCCACCCAUUGGUUCCUGUCAAUCUGGACUCUAUGAUAUUUCUUAUGGAAUUGUUGGAGGUAUUUCUGGAUGUAUUUCAAAUUGUACAUGUAAGCCACCUUCAAUUCCUUGUGUCAAUGAGACGAAAUGUGAUCAAUGUAAUCCUGUGUUAGGUUAUCACUUGGUUUUGAAUCAAACUACUGGUUGUAAUCAAUGCUCUUGUAAGACUUGUCCUUCUCUUGACUGUUCCAAGAAUUGUUUGUAUGGUUUCACACUAAGUGAUUCUGGACUUGGUGACGGUUGUCAAGUGUGUAAUUGUUCAUGUCCUCCACUUCCAAAGUGUGACGCUAUUUGUCCUUAUGGUUUUACAGUUGGAAAAGAUGUUAAAGGUUGUGACGUGUGUACUUGUACUCCACCUCCUCCUUGUAUCCCAGAUGAGAGAUGUGGAAGAGAAACAUGUCCUUAUGGAGGUGUGAUCAAGCCAGAUCAAUAUGGAUGUCCAAAAUGUACUUGUUUGACUUGUGACAAUGCUCCUCGUACUCCAUGUGAAAAUCCCAACAUUUGUCCUUAUGGUUACACCAAUACGACUAAAGUUCUUCCAAAUGGAGCUGAAUGCCCAAGUUGUGAAUGCAACAGAUGUCCUCCUAUUGAUGAAUCUUGUUCCUCUAAAUGUCCUUUUGGUGGUUCAAAUGUUUUGGAUCCAAAUACUCAAUGCACAGUCUGUAAGUGCAAUCCAUGCAAUCCUUCUCCUCCAGAUUGUCAAAUGGUUUGUGGUAACAAAUUGAAUCACACCUAUGAUCAAACAUCAGAAGGUUGUCCUGUUUGUAAAUGUUUGACUUGUCCUCCACUCGAUUGUGAAAGUAUUCAAUGUCCAUUUGGAUAUCAAUAUCAAUUUGAUGACAACACUGGAUGUCGAAAGUGUGUGUGUAAUCAACCUCCUACUUGUCCACCAACUCCACCCUCUUGUGACGAUCUCAAUUGUCCAAAUGGUUAUUUCUAUGUGAAAGACACAAAGGGUUGUCCACAAUGUAAAUGCAAUGACACUGUCAAAUGUCCAACACCUGAACCAGAUUGCAUGACUCUUUGUACUCAUGGAGUUGCUGAAGUAUCAUACGAUGCUAACAAGUGUAAACAAUGCAAAUGCUUGGACAUCAAGUGCCCACCAGUGAAAUGUUCAGAUGUUUGUGGAAGUUUGGGUGUUAAGGAACAAUCUGUGGAUGCCAAUGGUUGUGUGAAAUGUACCUGUCAAUCUCCUCCACAAUGCACCGAUGAUGACUGUAAGGUGACUUGUGGUGACAUGUCUUAUGUGACCUUUAAAGACAAUUACAAUUGUACCAAAUGCAAAUGUAUCAAACCACCAUGCUCCUCCGUUGUGGACUGUCACUCUAUUUGUGGUACUGAUGGAUUUGAAAUUGUCAAAGAUCCUAAUGGAUGUGAUCAAUGCAAGUGUAAGAGCAAGCCAGUGAUUGAAUGUCCACCAAUGCCAGAUUGUAAUGAACGAUGCGGUGGUGCUCAAUACUUUGAAAAGGUUGCUGUCGACAAGAAUGGGUGUUCUUAUUGUCAAUGUAAGAAUUGCAUCUUUUGUAAAUGCUGUAAAUCGAAGAAGAUUACUGUUCCUGUGGUCAAACACGUUCCACAAAGAAUCUAUGUUCCAUAUACUGUAUGGUAUGACCCAUGUUGUAAGUCCAAUGUUCACACGAGUGAAGAAAUUAAGGAAAUUAUUGAAAAGAGAUACAAUUAUAUUUUGGUUGUGAGAAAGAAGAUUACCAUUUAUAGAAGAAUUUUGGUUCAACUUCGAGUCAUUCUCAAGCAAUUACUAGUCAAGAAUAAGAUUUCACCUGACAUGUUCAAGAAGGCCGACGAAAUGGCAAGAAAACGAAAGAAACGUUUGGAAGAACAAAUUCAAGACGAAAAUAUUUGUCUCGUGGCUCUCGAUCACAACAUUAAGGCCGUUCUCAAACUCAUCCGACAACUUGGUUUUGAUACUCAUGCUCCUGCUGUUUGUGUCUACAUUUCUGGCUAUAAGAGAUGUGGAUUGAGACCAUCCUUUGUUUCUGAAGUUUCAUCCUCUUAUUUGAAGGAUGGUGUGUUCACAAAGGUGAUUUACACCAAGAUUCCAACCAGUGUCUCAGAUGUGAAGAAGGAUCUUGCUACGAGUACUGUUAAAUUCACAAGAAGAGCGACCACAUGGAAGAUUCAAGUCAUUAAGCUUCAUAGAAGAGUGAGAGCUGCAGUUUGGAAGUCAGUGAUUAAACAACUUGCUCAAAGCAAUAAGAAGGUGAGCAAGAUCAUUCGAAAGGUCUUGAAGAUUAUGAAGAAGGAUAAGAAUAACUUUGACAAGGUUGUGCGUAUUCUCAAGAAUAAGAAGGAGAAGAGAGCUCUCAUUAGAAAGAUUCUCAUGCGUAAAUUCAAGAGUCAAGUGGUGGAUACUGCUCGUGCUGCUCUCGCUUCUGCUGAAAUCAAACAACUCAAUGAACAAUUCAAACCAUCCUCCACUGAAAGAGUCGUUGCCACAAGAGUGACUCACGAGAUUUUGUACUUGCCAAAGGAUAUUUUGAGUGCUAACGAUGAAGUCAUCAAAUCCUUGCUCUCUCAAAAGUGUGUCUUUACUCCAGAUGCAGAGAAGAAUGAUUAA
Molecule: messenger RNA, 2997 nt
Organism: Naegleria fowleri
Lineage: Eukaryota; Heterolobosea; Eutetramitea; Acrasida; Naegleriidae
Exons: 1
Coding region: 1-2997 (998 amino acids)
Molecular function (GO): serine-type endopeptidase inhibitor activity
Source: RefSeq, a predicted model, not a curated record